CGGUCGUGUUGUGAAUUUCGCGGCUGUGUGGGUGAAAAAUCGAAACAAAUCGUAACAACAAAAGUUUAAUAAUAGCACAACGCAAAGAAGUGAUUGGCCUGCACUUGGUGCACCAAUGUGAUUAUAAAAAUAUCUAAAUCAUAAUUUAAAGGCGAGUGCCAGAGUGAAAGUGUUGGUAAAGCAAACAAAAUAAAAGAAAAGCAAGAAGUCAAAGCAAUUUGUUGUUGCUAGAAUCGGAAUUGUUAUUGUUGCUGCUGCUUCUUUACCUGCCGCACCGCGCACACGGCUUAGGCAAAUGUGCUGCGUUGCACUGUCUGCUCGCACAGUGGUGGCCAACGAAUUGGAAUCGGUACUGGAAUUACACGCGGGCACGCAAAUUUUAUGAAUGCAGCGAAACGGCGCAAGUUGGGGCAUAGGAUUAGCCGCAUAAUAAACACACACACGCGCAAAACGUAAACAUGGCCUUCAGCUAUGCUUGCCUCAUGCUGCAGCGCGCUGUGGUGCCAGCGGUGCUGGUGCUGGCUUCGCUUAUGCGUCCAGUGGGCAUCUCGUUUGUGUACCUGCUCAUGUUCUUCAUGUCGCCGUUUAUACCGCUGGCCACGCGUCGCAACUUCAAGGGCUCCGUGACGGCAUUUUUUAUCAUUCUGCUGGCGCUGAGCACGCUCGUCCUGCUGGGACACAUAGCACUGCAAGUGCUCGCCCUCACCACCACACUGCCCAUUUACAAAUGCUCCUUUGCCGAGCGACUGCUGCGGCACAUUGGCUUCAUCAGCUUUAUUGAUCUAAGGCCAUUAGCCAUCAUUGAAUGGCUGGCACCGGAAGUUCUAGUGCUUGUCACCUCAUUGAGCUCCUAUCUGUCCGUCAAGCGACUGGCCACCCAAACCAUUAACGCCGAGCAGCUGGAGAACGGCGAGUUGCCGGAGACGCAGACGCAGCAAGCGGAGCAAGCGGCAGUCACCGAUGCCAAUGGCAGCCAGGAUGUGCCACAAGCAACGGCCACAACCCCCUUGCAGCAACAACAGCAGCAGCUGCGCAAGCGCGUCUCCAUGAUCAGCCAGCACAUACACUUUGAGGGUCUGAUCAAGAUAUCGCCGCUUUUCUGCCUGGCCACACUGUUCUUUGCCGCCGCACUGCGUCCGUCUGUGCCGGGUGGCUUUUAUUUUCUCAUUUUUCUGCUCGCUGGCACUUACUGGGCAACCUGCCAGACACUACAACGUGGCUUUGCGCUGCUCUUGCGCUGCGUUAUGGUUGUCCUUGUGCUGCACUCGCUCUGCCUGGUCUCGUAUCAGACGCCCUGGAUGCAGAGCCAUCUCAAUCACACCAGCCUGACGGCGCGCUUGAUUGGACUGGAGCCGCUCAUUGAGUCCUAUUGCUCGCCGGAUAUACGUGUGCUCCUUUACAAUAAUACGCUGACGCUGGACUCCUACUUGAAUCCCUUCGCCUUGUUCUUUGCCUACUUUGCCCUCGCGCUGACCACCAAGCACUUAAUCAAGCCGCGGCUGGUGCGCCAGAGCACGCGCAAGACGCGUCAGACGGCAGCGCUGGAGUCCACAGCUGGAGCUGGAGCUGCAGCGGCGAGCGGCUCACGUGGCAAUGACAUACAGCUGGAUACGCUGGAGCAGCGUUCGGAGCAUGAGAACACCACCACUUCCAUAUUGGAUCAAAUUUCCUAUGGCUUUGUCAGCGUGGGUGGCUUUAUCUAUCAGAACAGCUAUAUAUUUACGAAUAUACUGAUGAUGGCCUGGUCCAUUGUCUAUCAUAGCUGGCUAACCUUUGUGCUGCUGCUGUGGGCCAAUGUGCUCUGGAUGAUUCCCAAUCAGCGCAAGGCCAUGAUGCGCUCCAGUCCGUUUAUAGUAAUUUAUGCAGAGCUGCUGCUUGUGGCGCAAUAUAUUUAUGGCAUGGAUUUAAACAACGAUGAGCUGCCCACUAAGGUUUCUACCGCCGGCAUUAAUCUGCAACAAAUUGGCUUUGACCGUCCCAUUGAGAAUCAUAUGCGUCCGUGUGUGCCGCUGCUGGUUAAGACCGCCUUUGUGCUCAUGUUCUGGGUCACCUCGCGUCAGUUCUUCAAGGAGAAACGCGAUCGCCGCAGAGACAGCACCUUGGCGGACAUUAUAGCGCCACUGCAGAUAACUGUGGGCUCGGCUGGCUCAAGCUACCUCAUCAAUGAUGGCAAGAAGACAUCAAAGUUCCUAAAGAAGGCCGGCGAUGUGAUAAAGAAUCUGCUGGUGCGCCUAUGGAUAUGGCUGCUGGUCUUGGUUAUAUUCCUGUGCGCCAUAACGGGCGAGGAUAUGACAGGUUUUCGCAUUUGCUAUAUGGCCUUGUUCCUAUUCUUCUUGCUGGUCUUUCAAUCGUCGUCCAAGGCGUGGGUUAAGAUUAUGUACGGCUUCUGGCUGUUUCUAAUCUUUUACGCCAUGUCCAUAUUGAUAUUGAUCUAUACAUAUCAAUUUGAUAAAUUCGAUAGCUAUUGGAAAAUCUAUCUCAAUGUAUCGGAGACGCUUCAAGCUGACAUUGGACUGAAGCGCUACAAGACUAAGGAUCUGUUUCUGCAUUUGGUUUCGCCCACAAUUAUUGUCAUUUUAACUGUUAUACAAGUGCAUUAUUUCCACAAACGCUUCAUUGCCUCGCUGCAGCAGCAACAGCCAACGACAGCAGCUGUCCAGCCACAACAGAAGCGCACCGAUGCUGCCGCCUUGGAGUUGCCGCCAGCGUCGAGUGGCAAGCGUCGCGGCAGCGCCAGCUCGCUGCGUCGUUCCGUUGGACCCACGGCUGAGGCUACUGGCGCCGCUGCUGCUGCUGGCACCACCAACACCACAGACUUUGAGACCUCAGUGCGUGAUCUGGUGCGCAUAUCAUUUCGCAAAAUCAAAAACAAAUCCGAAUACAUAUUCAAACGUUUCAAAACUGUCUUCUGGCGCUUCCUCGAGCUGCAUAUCAUGAAGGCGGUCUACAUCGCCGCAUUUGUCUGCAGCGUCAGCGAAGUUUGCGUGCUCCACAUUCUCUUUGUGGGCUUCUGUGUGCUUGGCGCCACCUCGCGCAGAGCCGUGCAAGUUGUCAUCAGUCGCCUCAUUUCGUUUAUUGUUACAAUUAUAGUGCUGUCCAAGAUGAUCUAUCAGAUUGAGUACUUGGAUCAUUCGCGCUACAGCGUCAGCUGCUCUGAGAAUCGCACAGCCAACAAUGCCGAGUGGGUGGGUCUGAACAAGGCCGACAAGCUGGCGGGCGGUUUGAUGAGUCUGCUGCGCACCUAUAUCAUCUACAUGGUCAUUGUCACCAUGCAUGCCGUCAUCUCAUUGCGUCAGCUGCAAAUGCGCGUCAAGAUAGGCGAGAAUAUAAACAAUCAGCCCAAGUUGCUCUUCCAGCAUGUGACACGCGCCGAUGCUGAGAAGGAUCUGGUUGGUUUGAUCAAGUAUUUGCUUAACUUUGGCUUCUAUAAGUUUGGCAUUGAGAUAGCGCUGAUAGCCUUAGUCUCCACUAUAACCUAUCGUCAGGAUAUUGUGGCAGUCGUUUAUGCCUUGUGGCUGGUGGUGCUGCUGCUGCUGAAGCGUUCGCAGUGCGCCAAGAUUUGGGGCAUCUUUCAGAGUUUCUUUGCCAUUUCCAUACUGGUGCAGUAUAUAGUGCUGGUGGGUUUGCCUCCCAGCUGGUGUGUGGUUUAUCCUUGGGAUGCGGGCGAAAUGGGUCAGAGCAUACAGCGCUGGACUAUGCUGCCGGGUUCGCUGCAUUACAAUCAUGUGCCCAAGCUAAUCUUUGAUUUCAUUGUGCUCAUCAUACUCAAUCGCCAGAAGAGCAUUUUCUGCAUUGAGGCGCGCUAUGCCACCAACGAUGAUUAUCCUGGUGGCAGCAAUCGCAGCGUUGUCAACGACAUUGCGCAGCUCGGACGCGUUCCCUUCGACAAUCCCACGCAUGAUUUCUGCUCCUACAUACGCAACUAUUCGGAUAUACUUAAGAACGGCGUGCUCUGCGGCUUCUAUUGGUUCACUCUGGCUGUCGUCUUCCUCGCCGGCACUAAUAUCGCCGAUCUGUUAGCUUUGGGUUAUCUGAUAGGCGCCUUUGUGUUUUUGUGGCAGGGCUCGGACUUUUAUCUGCGUCCCAUUAAGCUCAUCAUCAGUCGCUGGAAGUGGCUGCUGGCCUUCAAUGUGGCCAACAUACUCAUCAAGACAAGCUUCCAGAUGGCGGGCUGCCUGUUCAUGACAACACUAACCACACAUUGCUGCUGGCUGGUCCAUAUGCUGGGCAUCACCUGCAGCAGCACUGUGUUCAAAGAGUCGCUGCACAUAACGGAGGAGAUACCAGAGCUGGACGCCACGGGCUGUCCCAAGAUAUCGCAUCACGUAGUGCUGUUGUGGGAUGCCAUUUGCUUUGCCUUCAUCAUCUUUCAGCUGCGCAUCUUUAAGUCGCAUUACUUCUGUCACAUUAUCACAGACACCAAGGCCAACAAUAUUCUUGCCUCCAGAGGCGCCGACAUUAUAGAGAGCUUGCGUCAAAAGCAAAUUGCGCAUCGUCAUGAUCAUGAGAAGCAAGUGCUGCACAAGAUUAAGCGCAAGAUGGAGCGCAUACGUGCCACACAGCAAAAGAUGCUGCGUCCCUUGGAUAAGCAAACGCAUUUCGAUGGACGACGCACGCCACUGGAGCGUAGCCAAAGCGAAAUUGCUCUAGCACCGCUGGCACAUCAGAGCAGCUUCGUCUCCUGUCAGGGCUCUGGCUAUCAGACGCCCGAUGAGCCCAGCACGCACUCGCAGUCGAGCUCGGGCACUUCGACGCCAGCGCAUGCUUCAUUGUUGAGCAACAGCAGCAGCGACAGCAGCGUGGAUAGCGCCGAUGCUGCAGUGAUUAUAGAGCCAGAGAUUAAUAUAAUGUUUAGUGAUGAGCAGCAGGCGGCAACGCCCAGCACCGAGGCGCUGUCUGCUUUGCUUACCGAGGGCUUCUUGGAGCCCAAGCGCAUUUCUUUAGGUCUAGCGCCGUCGGAGCAAAGCGGCUGCAGCAAUAUGCGCGGCUUGAUGCCGCCUUUGGCGGACUAUGCGCAAGCUAUGGCUUCUAGUGCGGGCAACUCAGUGAAUCUUACGCCCAAUCUGCGACGUGGCCAUCGACGACAGUCCUCCACCAAUGCAGCUGUAUCCUGGAACGAAACUGUCUCGAUUAAACGCACGCCACUCAAGCAAUCUAUGUCAGUGCAGCCGACGGAGGAGGAGCAGGUUACCAUGCGUCGCCAGCGCUUGCAUCGGCGUCAUCAAAGCGUAGGCAAUGCCAACUAUUCUUCAGAGGAUUCGCACGAGCAGCGCACGAGCAUCAAUCUGAGCGGCGCUAGGGAUGAGCAAGCGCUACGCUCGGCGCAGCGUCCACAUAGCUGGGGACCUGUCGGUACGGUCUACUAUAUGGAGUCGCUGAUGUGCGCCUUUUAUGAACCCGCUUUGCUGCAUGGACCAUCUACACGUGCUGGCGACUACUAUAUGUUUGAGGAAAUGGAUGACAAGUUCGAGCUGGACUUAAUACACGAUGAAAUAGACUUUCUGGAGGAGGAAAACAUUACAGAGAGUGAGAUGAAGAUGCAGCGUCGCAAAACUUUAUACGAUGUUUGGAAGGAUCUAAAUGAUGCCGAAUAUCGUCGUCACUUUUAUAUGCGUGAGCGUUCCUAUGCCUCAGAGCCAGGCUCACGCUUUGCGCUUAAGCUGGAUGCGGAUAAGGAUGCCAAGGAUGUGGAGCUGCAGCAUGCGCAUGCCAGCAUUGAUGCUGAUCACGACGAUGAUGACGAUACCAUUGAGUGCGACAUUGGUGUGCGCACCUCAACGUACUCCGAGCCGCUUGACUUUGGUCGACGCAGCCAAACGCUGCUCGAUGAGUCCGAUGCUGAGCUCGAUGCAGUUAAAUCAAAGGAUGCGCCUGCAGAUUUCCCCUCGACCAGCAAGGGUGUGUCCAAGGAGCGCGAUGCAGCCAGCAGCAGUCCCAGACCCACAAAGGAUGUAGCAGAUACGCCAGCAAUCGCCUCCAUACUCAGCACAGCGCCCAGAGAAGCAACUUCGAAGGAAACUUCGGAUAGCAAAUCGAAAAUGGAGCCUGACAGCGGCGAUGUCACAGCCAAGGACUCGGAUGAGGACUUUGAUACGAAUCCCAUUAUAAGGCUGCUGGAAGGCUUUCUGGUGACAUUGACCAUACGCCUCAAUCGCUUUUCGCGCAAUUAUCGCUUUGUCAAUCGCAUACUGGCAGGCGAGAAGAAGACUCUAAAGGAGUCUAGCUCGCUGAAUCGCUUGGGCUUGAGCAGCGCGGCGGCCAUGUUUCAUUUUCUGAAAUCGAAUCUCGAGAGUGAUGAAAAUGGCGUUGCGCCCAUUACCUCAUCCACACCGCGCCGCUCACAGGUGGCCACCAACACCACACCAACAGCUAUGCAAACAUCAGCUACAACAACAACUACAGACAAUGAACACUUCAGUACACCACUAAACAACAACACAAAUACCACAACCACACCACUAUCACCAAUAGAACCACCAGCAACCACCAGUACGCCACAACAAUCACACGCUGUCGACGACAUCAUUGAUAUACCCGUAGAUACCGUUGAUGCUGCAAUCUCUAGAAAACAAUCAAUCAGUUCAUCGCCGCCAAUCAAAGGCCGCAAAUCGGAUUGUGGCCUGCCUGAAAUACGCAUUAAAGCGCCAUCUAUUGAGCGCGCGGGGCAACAACAGCACACGCCACUGCAUCAGCAGCAACAUUCUCAUCAUCAGAAGCAGCCGAGCAUUGGCUCCGCUUCACUACUCAGCAAACAUUGGUCCUACGAGCAUGUGGACAGCGCUGGAGAAUUCAAUCUGGAGGAGGAAAACUUUGCACAACGCGAUCAUCAUAUCAUAGUGGAAGUGCUUAUCUCCAGCUGGUAUGCGCUGUUGGCCAACACCGAUCUAAUAUGCUAUAUAGUCGUGUUUAUUAAUCAGGUGGUUAAUGCCAGUCUCAUUUCGCUGCCACUGCCUUUGAUGGUCUUCCUUUGGGGCACGCUGUCACUGCCGCGUCCCACUAAAACCUUUUGGGUUACGCUUAUUGCCUACACGCAGGCCAUUGUGCUGAUCAAGUGCAUCUUUCAGUUUAAGCUUAUAUGGGCCACCUAUACACUGUCUCCGCAUCAGCCGCUUACGCCUGCAAAGAUCUUUGGCGUACAGAUGAAAACACAUUAUGCUGUCUACGAUUUGAUUUUGUUAUUGGUGUUGUUCCUGCAUCGCUAUCUGCUGAAGUCUCAGGGACUGUGGAAAUCCGGCUAUAAGGAUGUAGAUCAGCAGUUUGCCAAGCCCACAGCCAGCAUUGAUGAGCGUGAGGAUAGCGACAAUUUGUCACAGCCAGACUCGCGACAGCUGAACGAUGAACAGAAGCUAAGUCUGCAGGUUAGCCAAGUAUCGCUGCCAGGCUCGCCCGAGUACAGCAAGUCAGCCAUUAAUCAAUUGGAACGCACCAAGUACACCUCAUCGCUGCACAAAUUCUUCUUUAGUUUGGUGCACAAGUCACGUCUGGCUACGGAUGUGUAUGCGCUGAUGUUUCUCUGCGAUUUCAUCAACUUCUUUGUGCUGCUCUUUGGCUUUACAGCAUUUGGCACACAACAAGCGGAGAGCGAUGGCGGCGUACAAACUUAUUUACUGGAGAACAAAGUGCCCGUGCCUUUUCUUAUAAUGCUGCUGGUGCAGUUUCUGCUGAUUGUCAUUGAUCGCGCGCUUUAUCUGCGCAAGGCGCUGGUCAACAAGAUCAUCUUUCAUUUCUUCUCGGUUAUUGGCAUACAUAUCUGGAUGUUCUUUGUUGUGCCCGCCGUAACGGAGCGCACUUUCAAUUCUCUAGCACCGCCGAUUAUAUUCUAUGUUAUCAAAUGCUUCUAUAUGCUGCUGAGCUCGUAUCAGAUCAAGUCGGGCUAUCCCAAGCGCAUUUUGGGCAACUUCUUCACCAAGGGCUUCUCCAUGGUCAAUAUGAUUGCUUUCAAGGUUUAUAUGCAAAUACCGUUCCUCUACGAGCUGCGCACCAUACUCGACUGGGUGUGCAUUGACAGCACCAUGACCAUCUUCGAUUGGCUCAAAAUGGAGGACAUCUUCUCAAACAUUUAUCUCAUACGCUGCACGCGUCAAUCCGAAACGGACUUCCCAGCCAUGCGUGCGCAGAAGAAGGCAUCGCUAUCGAAACUUAUUAUGGGCGGCACCGUGGUGCUCUUGAUUGUCAUUUGCAUCUGGGGACCGCUGUGUCUAUUUGCGCUGGGCAGUGCUGUGGGCACCUCCAAUGUGCCCUAUCAGGUGUCGCUCUCCAUACGCAUUGGACCCUACGAUCCCAUCUAUACCACCAACAAUUAUGACAGCAUCAAGAACAUCGACGCCAAUAUGUAUGGACAAAUGACUAGAUCGUUUUACAAAAACAAAACGGCCCUUACCUUCAUAGCGGGUUAUGAUGCCACCGAUGUGGCAGCAGUUAAGCUGGCGGGUAAUUCGCCCUCGCUAUGGAACAUAGCGCCGCCCGAUAAACAGCGGCUAACCAACGAUCUAAGAAACAAUCAUACGCUCAUAGCGCGCUUUUCGUAUUCGCUUACGCGCAAGGCGCCUGCCAAGGGCCUGAAGGAAAACGUAGGCGACGAGCACAUUAUUAGCCUGGACGAAACCUUUGAGGGCCGCACUGCCUUAAUAAACAUGCUAAAUGAAACGCAUGACUUGGAGGCCAUUGCGAAUGGCACAAGCCCAAUCAAUGGCACUGCCCCUAGCACUGGCAAUAGCACCAAUGAGGUGGUUGUCGUGCUGCCACACAUGAUACCCAAGUUCAUCAAGGUGCUUAACUCUGGUGAUGCGGCUGUCGUCACUGUGCUCAGCGGCAAGGAGCAGGAGUAUCGACCGCUGAUUAUCAAACUGCAUCGCGAUAAUGAGACCAAUGGCUUGUGGUGGGAAAUACGCGACUUUUGCGCGGAUAAUUUCUACAAUACAACGCUUAAGGAUCUGGCCUAUAGCGACUGCAGCUCGGGCAUUGUUAUGUAUACGUUCAAUGACAAGAAGUUCCCUUCGACGUUUAGUUUUCUUACCGCUGGCGGCAUUAUUGGUCUCUACACUACGUUUGUUUUAUUGGCCUCGCGCUUUAUGAAAUCUUUCAUUGGUGGCCAAAAUCGCAAAAUUAUGUUUGAGGAUCUGCCCUAUGUGGAUAGAGUGCUGCAAUUAUGCCUGGACAUUUAUCUGGUGCGUGAGGCUUUGGAGUUUGCGCUGGAGGAAGAUCUAUUUGCCAAGCUGCUGUUCCUGUAUCGUUCACCGGAAACGCUUAUCAAAUGGACGCGCCCCAAGGAGGAGUAUUUGGACGAUGAUGGCGACACUGAUUCCAUCCCAAGUCGCAUGAGCGUGCGCCGACCAGAGCAGCUGCAACAUCAGCAUCCACAUCAACAAUAGCAUAGGACUAAUCAAAAUAUUUGAAUUUGAUUUAACGUAUUUAGUACGUUUAUUGUGUUAACGUAGGUUUCAUAGUCUUUUUUGAAAUUUUUUACAACUAGUUAGAGCAAGAACAAACAUACAUAUAUAUACAUACAUCACACAAUUA
Molecule: messenger RNA, 9519 nt
Organism: Drosophila busckii
Lineage: Eukaryota; Metazoa; Arthropoda; Insecta; Diptera; Drosophilidae
Gene: Piezo
Product: piezo-type mechanosensitive ion channel component
Biological process (GO): detection of mechanical stimulus; regulation of membrane potential; cellular response to mechanical stimulus
Cellular component (GO): plasma membrane
Molecular function (GO): monoatomic cation channel activity; mechanosensitive monoatomic ion channel activity
Source: RefSeq, a predicted model, not a curated record